This is a messenger RNA of Galendromus occidentalis (western predatory mite), 566 nucleotides long. RefSeq names its product cuticle protein 10.9-like. NCBI's taxonomy places the organism in Eukaryota, Metazoa, Arthropoda, Arachnida, Mesostigmata, Phytoseiidae. Bases 22 to 510 code for a protein of 162 amino acids. The record is from RefSeq and is a predicted model, not a curated record. Gene Ontology annotation, cellular component: extracellular matrix. The transcript has a single exon.
ACCGAGGAGUAUCAAAUCAAAAUGAAAUCGUUCGUGCUCAUCAUCGCCGCUUCUGCAGUGCUCUCUUGUGCCGUUGCCCAGCGGAGAGUUGCCCGUCAACAACCGCAACCGGAGCAAUACGGACCGCCGGCUCCGUACCAGUACAGUUACGCCACCGAGGAUCGCGAAGGAUCUUCCACCGCGGAAGAGUCCACGGAUGGUUCCGGUCGUGUAACGGGCAAAUACACGAUCUCGUUGGCCGAUGGACGUCAGAGGACUGUUACCUACUACGCUGACGAGACUGGUUUCCACGCCGAUGUGAUCACCAAUGAACUCGGAACCGAAUCCAAGAACCCCGCGGAUGUGACCAUCCAAUCGACAGCUCCCACUGGCGCCGAAGCUGCACUCCAGUUCGAAUCUCAGCGAGUCAAGGCUAAAGCUUCGUACGUCGCUCCGGUCGUGGUUCCCGCUCCCGCCGUCAACGCAUUCGCGGCUCUCGCUCCCGUUCACAACCGAUUCUUCCGCGCUUGAGACCAAUAGUUCCGUUGCAGACAAGAGGUUUAGUGAUCCAUUCAAUAAAUUUCCCG